Molecule: messenger RNA, 3001 nt
Organism: Salarias fasciatus (jewelled blenny)
Lineage: Eukaryota; Metazoa; Chordata; Actinopteri; Blenniiformes; Blenniidae
Product: SR-related and CTD-associated factor 4-like
Exons: 18
Coding region: 191-2449 (752 amino acids)
Biological process (GO): negative regulation of termination of RNA polymerase II transcription, poly(A)-coupled
Cellular component (GO): nucleus
Molecular function (GO): RNA binding; RNA polymerase II C-terminal domain phosphoserine binding
Source: RefSeq, a predicted model, not a curated record
CCACAGGGUGGAACGGCUAAGCUAACUAGCUGUUAGCGGGGCGGUCACUUGUUUAUCGGACCCAAAAUCUAGACUUUUGACCUUUAUUGCUUACUAUGUUGUUUGUCGAAGAGCUACACAUGUCUGAGAUUGAGUGAGGCCAACAAUUAUUUCUGUUAUUUCGUCGGCGCUCCGUGUGAAGCGAAGCAUUAUGGAUGCAGUGAACGCGUUCAACAUGGAGUUGUUCUCCAUGAUUGACAUGAAGCCCCCCAUAUCCCGUGCCAAAAUGAUGUCUGUAACCAAAGCGGCCAUCAAAGCUAUCAAGCUUUACAAGCAUGUUGUCCAGAUUGUUGAGAAGUUUAUCAAGAAGUGCAAGCCAGAAUUAAAAGUCCCUGGUUUGUACGUGGUGGAUUCCAUUGUUCGGCAGUCACGGCACCAGUUCGGUGUUGAUAAAGAUGUAUUUGGACCCAGAUUCUUGAAGAACUUCACGGAAACUUUCCAAAACCUUUUCCGCUGCUCAGAGGAUGAUAAGACUAAAAUAGUCCGUGUGCUUAACCUGUGGCAGAAGAACGGUGUAUUUGACAUGGACAUCCUUCAGCCUCUGAUGGACAUGGCCAAUGGUGUUUUUGUGCCGGCCCCGGCGCUGGAAGUCGUUGCUCACCCUCGGCCACAGGCGCAGCCUCUUGUCGAUGAUGCUUCCAUUGAGCCGGCGGAGCCCCAGCUUCCCACUCCUGAUGCCUUAGCUGCAGUGGCUCAGCUCUUUCAGUCCCCCCAUGGUCAGGAGCUGCAGAGGAUGCUACAGAACUUCCAGCAGGCAGAUAAAAGCCUGGCAGAUACCACCGCAAACAACUUGCCAAAUCCACCCCAGAUGCCGGCUGCCCAGAUCAAUUCAUACAGCGCACACACAGAAAGGAAAAGCUCCUUAGCCGAGAAAUUGCUGGACCGAUUUGAUUAUGAUGAUGAACCUGAAGAUGCUACGGCUCCAGAAAUGAACGCUCAGCCACAAAACUUUCCUGGGAGUAUCCUAAACCAGUUUCUUGGUCAGAUACCAAACACAGAUGUUCAUCCUCACAUGAGGGGACAGGCUGCUGGCACACAGCAUUUUGGUGGAACGGGCCAUGUUGACCAUCAUGUCCGACCAGGCAGAUACCACCCUGUAAACGAGGACCAGACUGGCUCACGGGGAAAUUCAAUAGAAGACUCCAGGCAUGACAAUCGGCACAGAGGCUACGGGAGAAGAUCCAGGUCACGUUCCAGAUCUCCUUGGAGACGAAGGUCAAGAUCGUCAUCUCGCUCGAGAAGACCAAGACAUCGACGCUCCCGCUCCAGAGAUCGGCGCCGGAGAUCUCGCUCUCGCUCCCUGAACAGGAGUGAACGUGAGAAGGACCGAGAGCGCAGGCAGAAAGGUCUUCCCAGCUUAAAGAGUCAAACACUCAGUGUCUGCAGCACGACGCUUUGGGUCGGACAGCUCGACAAGAAAACGCAGCAGUCUGAUGUGAUGUCCCUUCUGGAAGAGUUUGGCCAGAUCGAGUCCAUCAAUAUGAUCCCUCCACGGGGUUGUGCCUACAUCGUCAUGGUUCACAGACAAGAUGCCUACACAGCUUUGAACAAACUCAGCAAAGGCCCAUACAAAGUCAACCAGAAACCAAUGAAGAUUGCUUGGGCAUUGAACAAAGGUAUUAAAGCUGCACACAAGAAGUUCUGGGAUGUGGAGCGAGGAGUUACAUACAUCCCCUGGAGCAAAGUGAAGGUGGAGGAGCUGGAGAGCUAUCGGGAAGGGGGAAUCCUGGACACAGAAAGUCUAAAUCCAGAGUGGAAGAAUGUUUUGGACGCCAAAAACCACACGCCUCAGAACGGAGUACCGGAGAGUGUACCAGAUGGGACCGUCUCUGCUCAUGUUCAGGUGAAGCCGGUUCAGCAGACAGAGUGUGUUGGAAAUCCCCCUCCUUCUUUCCCCAGCCCCGUACUGAUGCCCCCUGCUUCCAUGCCUCCAGGAGGGGCUCCGUUUGUCCGGCCGGAGUUUGAUCCUGCAAAGCUGGCAACAGUCGGAGGUGUAAAAUUUCCAGAAGAGUCCACCGACCUUCCAACGCUGGACAAAGGCCUUUCUUCGGAUCCUGGGCCCACCAGCCAGCUGGGGUCCCCCCCGGUGAUGACCCUGCCGAGCCAGGCAGUCAUGGCGGGGCCGCGGCCCGGAGUGCCGUCUCUGCAGGUCCCGCCGGGCAUGGCGAACCCUCACAUCCCCUCUUUCCUCUCCCCGCCGCACAUGCCUCACAUGCCUCCACAGAUGCUGCCCGGACGGCCCAUGUUCCCGGCGGACAGGUUCAGACUGGCCAUCCCCUUCCCCCCUCGUGGCCCCCCUUUUAUCCGACACCCCUCUCUUGGACUUGAGGGCAUGAAUAACAGGGAAGCGCUUUUCCGAAACGCGAGACCGGGAUUUGGGAUCCCGCAGUUUCCCAGGGGGAGGUGGUAGAAAUCUGCUGAAUGAUGAAGCUAAAGCACUGUGACCACUGAGACACUGAACUGAAGGACGUUUGGACAUUUGCUGUUCAGACUUGUUUGGGUUUUCACUGAGUUUUCCUUUAACACACACAAGACUUUUUUGGCUGUACAUAAUGUGUCUGGUUGGCUCUGUUUGCAAUCUUUUUGUACAUUGGAAAAUUGUGUAGUUUAUCCUGGAGUGUGUUGUUAUGGUAGGUGCCGGUUUAAACAAAAGCAAUGUCUGUAUUUUUGAGCUUAGUCCGUUUCCAGGGUGUCUCGUUUGUUUAAGAAAAAAAAAAACACUGUAAAAAUGUACGAUACCUUUUUGGUAUAUUGUUUUUAGUAAAAUGCCUUGGUACCACUCUGAUAUUUAAGAGAAACUGGAUUCAUUCGAGAAGGUUUCCCGUCCUGCCAGUAGAGGGUAGGGUAAACCCUGUUUCCUUUUCCAACCUCUGUUAUAUGUUAAGGUCACACCUUGUUGGAUUAUGUGGGGUGAAUAUUAAAAAGAAGGCACUGUCAUUUCUGCAGGUGGUUUAUUCAUUUU